Molecule: messenger RNA, 1429 nt
Organism: Scatophagus argus
Lineage: Eukaryota; Metazoa; Chordata; Actinopteri; Scatophagidae
Exons: 4
Coding region: 137-1138 (333 amino acids)
Source: RefSeq, a predicted model, not a curated record
AAGAAGCUGCUAGGGCCCUUCUGAUGGAGCGCUGAGUAGUCUUUUCCUGCGAAGGGAACUUGAUAGGAAGGUUAAAAGGAAAAACGGAAAAUAAAUAAAACGAAGUAAAUAAUAAGUAAAAAAUAAAUAAACAAAUAUGGAAUUUCCAGACCAUGAUUACACGCACACCACUUUUUAUAAGCUCACCCCUGCGGAGUUCACAUAUAAAAUGAAUUCAAAAGAAAUUGAAGACUUUGUGAAGCUGAGGGUUUCAAACGGUUGGCUCUUCUCUGGAAAAAGAAAUACUUCCAUGUUGGCAUGGAGGUAUGUGAGCAACUUAAAGCUCCAGAUGUGUGGAAACAGAAAAGACUCCAAUGAAAUGGCCGUCCUGAAACAUAUGGGCUUGCAACACAAGAUGACUCAUAAUCAAGCAUCCAAAAAAUGGGAAAACAUGAAGAAGAGAUACAAGGAGCUGAAGAACCCUCCGGAUGGGGUGAAAGUGUUCCCUGAAACAUGGCCUUAUUUCAGUCUGAUGGACGACGCCAUGGAGGGUCGCCUGGAAGGCAGGGCUCCCAUCCUCAAGGCCCUGCCCGAUGACAAAGGCAACGGCAAUUUCUUACCCAUCUUGAGGCCCAAGAGGAGGAAGUCAUCCAUGGUGAUAAACUGCAAUACAGAUCUGUUGGCAGACAUGCCAGAGAUUGAGGUUUCCCAGAACGGAGAUGAGGCUGGGGAGGAGGAGGGACGCCAGGAGAUAGAUUGCGUCAUGCAAGAGGUGGACCACGAGAGGAACAUGAUGGACAUUGAAAGACAGGUGAUGGAGAGGGAGAAGCAGGUGAUGGAGAGGGAGCAGCUGGUACUGCAGAGGGAGAGAGCCGUGCUGGAUAGGGAGGCUGCUGCUCUGGACCGAGAGCGAGCCUCGCUGGAGAGAGAGAGAGCGACGAUAGAGAGGGAGAAGGCCAUGAUGGAGAAGGACAGAGAUGUUAUGAGCAGGGAGAGGCUGGCUCUGGAGCGAGAGAAAGACAGACUUUUGAGACUUUCUGCACCCAAAGAAAGGACUGAGGAGGCUACAGAGGACAGCAGCCAGGUGAAAGACUCAGGCGAGAUGGAGAGGAAGGAUCGCCUCCUCAACUUGCUUGAAAAACUGAUAGAAAAUUUUUGAUUCCGCCGAUUUUUUUUUUCCCUGCACAAUCCCUCCCCUGAAAAAUAUUUGACGGAUAUUCCUGUAGCUGUUUCCACCUUGGCUACAUCUGCACAUAAUUCAGAAUGUACAUUAUGCUCAUAUACUGACCUAGAAGCUGUCAAUGAAAACGUUGAGCCACUCCUAGUUCGGAGAGGUCUUCAAAACAACUUUAUUCACUUGUGGUUAUUCCAUACAGAGCACACAAUGGCAAGCUAUUAGCAUUAUUCUUAACCCCAUCCACAAUCAAAGUUCACAACCCUCCCCCCCUCU